UACUAUUUUUAUAUUCAAAUUCACUAUUUAUAGGCUAUAUUAAAAUGCAGUGAAAAUAAAAAAAACACAGCGUGUUUCCACAUUGAGGUCUUUCUUACAAGAUGAACAACUCUUGUGGCAGUUAAACGGGUUCCAUCCAAUGGUUACACUUGAAAAUAUGCGCUGUUCUCGUAAGCCCCGAUGAGAGAGCAGCAGCUAGCUGCUGAGAGCUAGCUGGAUUUGACAGUUCUCGUCCUCUCAGUCCGGUUGUUGUCAGGUCCUCACUCCCGGAAUCCCUCACCCAGACCCGGGUCUGUCCGGGUUCCCUUCCCUGUAGACUGAGGGUCCGUGUGCAGACAUGAAGCCGAGCAGCUGAGCUAGCUCCAGGCUUCUUCAUCCAGCUGCUAACAUCCUCACUGUGCUGCGUUCAGGGCAACUCGGAUAUUCCGACCUCCUGCCACAUAACGAAAUCCAGUUUUUUGUUAAUUUGUUCAUGUGUAAAACACAAACUCUGGGGAAACUCUGAAGACAAUUCUCGGGUUUUUACCCACAGGUCAUAUCUGAAAACAGCUUAACCAACUAACUUACCUCCACUCGCCCUGAUCUGCUCUGUUGUUUAUUUGACCUCAAAAUAUAAAACUUUUUUUAAUGGUAACUAUGAACUACCUCAACAUCUCUGCUUCCUGGGUGUGAUCCUUCAAAAAUAAUAUUAGACAUUAAACGACACAACACAAGUUUUUAAAAAUACUCUGACAUGAUAAACGUUUGUAUUUGUAUCCUGCAGACGUACAGCAGCUGAUGGUGAAUAAAGAAGGGGUUCCCCCUGAGCAGGAGCAGUGGAGCCCCCUUGUGGACCAGGAAGACCCAGAGCCCCCCCACAUUAAAGAGGAACAGGGGGAACCGUGGACCAAUCAGGAGGGAGAGCAGCUUCAACAACUUGAGCAGGCUGAUAUCAAGUUUCCAUGGACUGCUGUCACUAUGAAGAGUGAAGAAGAUGAAGAGAAACCUGAGUUGUCACAGCUUCAUCAGAGUAAGACUGAGGAGAACAGAGCAGACUGUGGAGAACAAGAACCAGCCAGGAACUCAGGUCCUGAUGGACAUUUACAACAAGAUACUGAGGACAAGACUGAAGACUCUUCUGAGACUGAAGACAGUGAAGAUGAUUGGAUGCAGACAUUGGAACCUCAGUCCGGUUUAAAUACAAAAAAAAAUAAAAAAAAUCGAACUGAUAUGAAAUGUAUAACUGGUAAGAAAGCAUUUGGUUGUUCUGAGUGUGAUAAAAGAUUCAGACGAAAGUGCGGUCUAACAAACCACAUGAAGACUCAUACAGGAGAGAAACUAUUUAGUUGUUCUGAGUGUGAUAAAAGAUACAGACGUAAGUGCGAUCUAAAUGUACACAUGAAGAUUCAUAAAAGAGAGAGACCGUUUAGUUGCUCUGAGUGUGUUAAAAGAUUCAGACGGAAUGGCGAUCUAACUGUACAUAUGAAGACUCACACAGGAGAGAAACCAUUUAGUUGCUCCAAGUGUGGAUUAAGAUUUUUUCAAAAGAGCGGACUAACUGUACAUAUGAUGAUUCAUACAGGAGAGAAACCGUUUGGUUGUUCUGACUGUGAUCAAAGAUUCAGACAAAAGUGGAAACUAACUACACAUAUGAUGAUUCAUACAGGAGAGAAACCGUUUGGUUGUUCUGACUGUGGUCAAAGAUUCAGACAAAAGGAGAAACUAACUAUACACAUGAGGACUCACACAGGAGAGAGACCGUUUAGUUGCUCUGAAUGUGAUAAAAGAUUUAUUCAAAAUGGUGAUCUAACUGUUCACAUGAGAAUUCACACAGGAGAGAGACCGUUUAGUUGCUCUGAGUGUGACAAAAGAUUUAUUCAAAAGGGUGAGUUAACUGUUCACAUGAGGACUCACACAGGAGAGAGACCGUUUAGUUGCUCUGAGUGUGAUAAAAGAUUUAUUCAAAAGAGUGAGCUAACUGUUCACAUGAGGACUCAUUCAGGAGAGAAACCGUUUAGUUGCUCUGAGUGUGGUAAAAGAUUUUCUCAAAAGCGCAGUCUGACUCUACAUUUGAGGAUUCAUACAGGAGAGAAACCGUUUAGUUGCUCUGAGUGUGGUCAACGAUUUCAUCAAAAGGUCCAUCUAACUUUACAUAAGAGAGGUCAUUUAGUUGCACCUAGUCUGGUAAAAGAUUUAGACUAAUCGGUAAUCUAACUGCAUAUGAGUAGUAAUAUAGGAGAGAAUGAAUUUACUUGCUCUGUGUGGUCAAAGAUUUAAGUUGCAUCGUUUACAACAAAAUUAUUUAUUAAGAUUUGUCAGAAACUUUUCAGAUUAUCCAUAUUCAUAGUUCACUUUCGUAAAUAGAGAAUUUAGAAUUCCCCUUUCACCUGAUUUUAUCAGAGUUAAACAAUUUCUUUCUCCCUAGAAAAAAUAACUCAUUGAAUAACAUGAAAGAUUUGUGUUGAUAUUUCUUGUUUCUACUGACUUGAUUUAUGCCAUAUAUGUUACAUAUCCAUAUAUACUUUACACUUUAAAGAGACAUGAGGAAUCAUACAGGAAAAAAAUGAAUUGUUUGCAACUAAACAUUUAUAUAGAUCAAUAAGCAGCCAUAGAUAUUAUCCAUAUAAAUAGUUGAAUGUUGUAAAAAGAGAAUUAAUAACCCAUCCAGCUGUUUUUACCAGAGUUAAACAGUUUGAAUGUUCCUAGAAAAUACAACUCAUUGAAAAACAUGAAAGAUUUGUGUUUAUUUCUUGUUUCUACUGAAUUAUCCCUCAUAUAAUACACACCUAUACUGUGAAAGAAAUAAGUAUUUGAUCUUUUGCCGGUUUUGCAAGUUUAACAGCUGACCAAUAAAUCAACAGUUGUUGCAACUGUCUGCUAAACCUG
Platichthys flesus (European flounder) is the source of this 2865-nucleotide messenger RNA. RefSeq names its product gastrula zinc finger protein XlCGF57.1-like. The coding region runs from base 778 to 2181 and encodes 467 amino acids. The transcript has a single exon. The record is from RefSeq and is a predicted model, not a curated record. NCBI's taxonomy places the organism in Eukaryota, Metazoa, Chordata, Actinopteri, Pleuronectiformes, Pleuronectidae.